Molecule: messenger RNA, 602 nt
Organism: Exaiptasia diaphana
Lineage: Eukaryota; Metazoa; Cnidaria; Anthozoa; Actiniaria; Aiptasiidae
Exons: 1
Coding region: 13-573 (186 amino acids)
Source: RefSeq, a predicted model, not a curated record
AAACUCGAAGACAUGAUUAAAGAAGGCAUCAACAAAGGGAAAUACUCCGAAACUACGGACUCUACACUACAAGAUCUUACAAACUUCCAAAGCUUUUUGACAAGAAAUUUCAAGUCYACACUGCCAUUAGACAARAUUAAGCCAACAUCUAAUCAACCUGCUUUCCUCUAUGGCACAGCAAAGACCCAUAAAUUCCAAACCACGGACGAAAUUAAUAAAGAGAACUUGAAACUACGCCMUAUUGUCAGUACCACCGGCACUUACUACUACGAGACAGCAAAACACCUUGCAUCGUACCUAAUGCCUCUCACAGAUAACGAAUACAACAUCAAAACCACCACCGACUUCGCCGCUCGUUUAGAAGAUCGCAAGCUAGAGAAAGACGAAAUACUAGUGUCGUAUGACGUCUCAUCACUAUUCACAGAAGUCCCCCUCGACAAAACCAUCGACCAUAUCAUCGAUGAAAUCUAUGUUAACAACAAAUUACCACCAUUGGCAUCCAAGCUACUAUUCAAGCGUUUACUGUGUCAUGUUACAAAGAAUACAGUUUUCAGUUGUAAACACGAUCACUAAUGUCUUUUUACAAGCUGGAUACCCUAAAA